Molecule: messenger RNA, 434 nt
Organism: Drosophila persimilis
Lineage: Eukaryota; Metazoa; Arthropoda; Insecta; Diptera; Drosophilidae
Product: probable salivary secreted peptide
Exons: 2
Coding region: 16-366 (116 amino acids)
Source: RefSeq, a predicted model, not a curated record
CGCUCAACAGUAACCAUGAAGUUCCUCCUCAGUCUCACCAUCCUCGUCGCCGCGAUCUUCGUGGUGUACGGUUCCAGCGCCAGCUGGGGACGCCGCAACAGCAACGACUAUCUGCUCUCCCGCCAAGUGGAGGUCCGCAGUCCCAUUAAGAACAACUACUGGAACGUCAACGUCGACUUCCCACGUGCUGGCACCGUCAACUACUACAACAUCUCCGCCAUCUUCGUGUACGACAACUUCAAGAACACCUCUGGGGCCGCUCCCGCCCUGUGGUCCGGCGGACCAGGCUUCCGCUUCGCUCAGAUCAACCUCCGCAGCCAGGUGAACCGUGGCCUCAACUCCACCAUCGAGAUCUAUGGACGCUAAUCCAAGGAUGCAAUAGAACCGAAUAAAUUUUAAUAGAAACUGAAAAAAAAACCGAAAGUGUUCAUCGA